Molecule: messenger RNA, 3210 nt
Organism: Gastrolobium bilobum
Lineage: Eukaryota; Viridiplantae; Streptophyta; Magnoliopsida; Fabales; Fabaceae
Product: acidic leucine-rich nuclear phosphoprotein 32-related protein
Exons: 4
Coding region: 395-1741 (448 amino acids)
Cellular component (GO): nucleus
Molecular function (GO): histone binding
Source: RefSeq, a predicted model, not a curated record
CCUAGAGCACCGGACCGCAAGCCCGAGAGGUUUAUCCCAACUCUUCUCUGCCCAAUAGACGUUAGAGAGAGAAAUAUAAAAGAGAGAAACAGAGUGAAAGACAAUUGUGUUUGUUUCCUCUCCCAACUAUUUGAAUUUUCAUAUUAAACAACUUAAGGUUUUCAAUACCUUCACUCAGAUAGAUAACCAUUAAAUCGAGUCUUCACCAUCUUCAAUCUCUUAUAAUCAGCAUCGUUUCAUGCUAAUUCCGAAGCUGUACUCUUGGAUUUCCUCUUCGCUCUGUGGCGCUAAGACAACACACACCAAUUUAUUAUUUAUUUGAUAUAUAAUUUAAUUAAAGUGGUUGAAUUCGCGAGUUGCGUAAUUUUGUAAAGGAUAUAGGGUUUGGUAUUUGAUGGAUGAGAUUUGGGAGAAGGCUGUGGAGACGGCGCUUGACGGCGAGAAGGACGACGCUUCGGUUCGUACUCUAACCUUAGACGGAGCCGUUAAGUGCGUCCAGGGUCGGUUACCUCCACCGAACUUUCUAGAGAGGUUUCAGAACCUCGAGCACCUGUCGAUUGCAAACAUCGGCGUUUCAUCGCUUGAGCAAUUCCCUCGGCUUUGUAAACUUCAGAAGCUAAUCCUCUCCGACAAUAGGAUUGCCGGUGGCCUCGAGUUUCUCGUUCAAGCGGGACUCGAUUCGCUUCGGGACCUCGAUCUCUCCAAUAACCGGAUUCAAUAUAUUGAGGAUCUUGCUCCACUUGCACAGCUGAAGCUUGUUUCGCUGGAUCUGUACGAGUGUCCUGUUACGCGUGUUAAGGAUUAUCGAUCUAGGGUUUUUGGCUUGAUUAAAUCGCUAAAGUACUUGGAUAAGAUGGAUGCGGAGGAGAAUGAGAGGCCUGAGUCCGAUGAUGAGGAUGAGGAGGAUGAAGAGGAGGAAGAUGAUCCUGGGAGUGGGGAAGUUGAUGGGGAAGAUCGACCCUAUGUGAUGAGUAACGGGCAUGGCGAGGGUGUGGAUGGGGUUGUUGAUGUUGAUGAGGAAGAAGAGAGUGAAGCUGAUGAGGAGGAGAUGGAGACGUCGAGGAGGGCCAAUGGGUCCAACCCUCAGGCGAAUGGGUUUCGGGUUCAGCCUGUGGUAGGGGGUGAUGUGGAGGAGGACGAGGAAGAGGAGAAUGAUUCUGGAGAGGAAAUUGAUGAGGAGGAGGAGGGGGAUGAUGACGAUGAUGAUGUUGUUGAGGUUCAUGAGAUUGUUGACACCGAUGAUGAAGAGGAUGGGGUUGAAUAUGAUGAGGAUGACGAUGAGGAGGAGGAUGAUGAUGAAGAAGAGGAAGUGAACAAUGAUGAUGGGGAGUUUGCUGAACCUGAGAGUAAUGGACGAUUGACAAGCACCGAAGGGGAGAUUGAUGGCCAUGAGCAGGGGGAGGAAGAUGGUGAUGAAGAUGACAAUGGAGAGACUGGCGAAGAUGAGAUGGGGGUGGAAUAUGAUGGAGAGUUUGAAGACGAUGAUGAAAUUGCUGAAGAGAAGGAAGAAGACUAUGGUGCUGGAUAUCUUGUCCAGCCUGUUGGACAGUCUGAAGCACCAAAUGCUGGGGUUGGAUCCAUGAAUGGAGGAAAUGAUGAUGGUGAGGAGGAAGAAGUUGAUGACGACGGUGGUGAUGAUGAUGACGACGACGGUGAUGAUGAUGAUGAUGAUGCACAGGUGUUGCCUCCCAGUUCUUCACACCUCAAGAGAAAGAGGGACGAUGAUAGCGAUGAACAAUGAUGUGGUAACAUGCACUAAAGCCAUCUAAAGAAGCAUGAUUGAGGCCUCUUAAUGAUGCAUCUCCUGUUCAUCCGUUUGUUUUUUUUGUGAUGUUUUCCCAGGAUUGGCAGCACGGAACCUCACUAUAUAUAAAAUUAUGGUUAGUCUUUUAGGAUUUGAGCUCUCUGAACAGGACAUAUUAGGAAAAAGUAUUGUAUGUUGAGUGGCAAUGCGUUCAGUUCAAAAAGUCGUUGGUGUAUUUUUCCCUCUAUCCUUACAUAUAUAGCCGUUACUUACAUAUUCGAAUGGCAGUUAUCAGAAGAGGUUUACCGCCCAUGUUCUCGAUGCAGGGGUUGGCUUGUGAAGGUUUACUGUUUUGGAGCCUGGAGUGAAGAAAAGAGAGCGGGAAAACCCUCCCUUUUUUUCCUUUCUUUAAACCUGUUUAUCGGUGCACUUUUUAGUGGGAUAACGGGAAAGCUAGUAAAACAUCUGUAGAUGGCUUUUUAUUAAAAAACCAAAGACUCGAAAUUAUCCAAUCAAUCAAAGUUUGGUACCUGCUGUAAUGACGUGGCUAGGUCAUAUAUUAUUGACCAUGUUACGUGGAGUUAUUUCAGCUUUAUCUUAUAAGCUUUGAUGACAACAAUGAGUGAAUGAUGCUUGGUCCUUUGGGUUGUAGUCAUCUGCAAAGCAUGUGACAAUGGGGCCCUCUAUGUAGGUGAAUUUGCAUAUUGCCACGUGGUCAUGAAUUGAGUUUUUGAUCUUCAAUUGGACAGCGAGAUCCGCAUUUGACGUCCAUGCAAUAGGAUUGGGUUAUUAAAUUAUUUCUUCUUUGGAACCUAACCAAUUAAAAUUGGAAUUAGCAUGGCGUCGUUAAUCUUGGAAACGAGCCUAAGAAGUCGCGUAAUGCACACGCAACUGCUCCAUGAGCGCGUCCUUUUCCCUGGCUGAGGAUCUUCAUUUGAAUAAUCAAGCCCGCUGUUGCUUCUUGAAUUGAGAGUCUAUGUUAGAGAGCCAGCAUGUCAGAAUACAAGCAGCUCCUCAAACGAAAAAAAUGAUUUUUGUCCACUUGGAUUUCUUUUUAAAGGAACUCCUGGGCCUUGGACAUGUAAACAGAAUACUGGCUAAGUGUUGAUACACAUGUUGAAUUUAUGGCCCAAUAAUUAGAAUUUGCUUAAUUAUCUUGUACUUUUUGGUUCGCGAAUAUUUUUUUGUCGUCAUUGAAAUUCUCAGAUUAAGCAGUAAAGGAAGGCCCCUGUAAAUUCUUUUUUGUUCGCUGGGGUUCCGUUAAUGAGAUAUUUCAAAGUUAGGCAAAAUAUUAUGAGAAAUGUUACCGAUCAAUAUAUAUAUAUAUGGAAAAAAUGUUUGACAUUUUAAAUGACAUAACAUUCUGUCCUUUUAAGAGCGAGACAGAGACAGACAAAAAAAUUUAUUUAAAUUUUAAAUUAAAAAAAAUCACUCACUUUCUCUCUCAUGGUUUUUAUUUUUCUGUG